UUCGCCGUGUUGUAACAGAAACACGAAUGAUAUACUCUUUUUUAUUAGAUAUAAUAGAAAAUUAGUGCAUACUCAUAGUAUAGUAGGCUAAUUCAUGAAUCAAAUAGGCCUUUUCUUUUUUUAUUAAGCGGUAGAGUCGCGCUCUUUAAAGGCCCUAAGAAAGAGGCUUACGUGAUCACUUCAAAUCCGAUAAAGAGCUUCCACGAAACUCCUGUCUUAGUCUUCAUUUUUUAUGUUCUGGGACAUAGAUAUUCAAGAUAUCCUAUUAUGAAUCGCUAAAGUCUUCCUCCUUCUCCAUUGUUCCAAUCAGAUCCGAAAAAUGAGAAAUAAAGAAAAAGUAAGUGGCCCUGAAUUGAAUCAUGACUAUAUAAGCAAUUCUGAUAUUAAGAUUCAAUAUAGAUGAAAUCGUGGAAGCGGACCUUUUCUUUCCUUGGACCACGUAAGAAUUCGUCGUCCGAUUGAAUCUUCUUGUUCCUGGAUGCUCUAUCAAAAUCCAUCGCUAUUCCUUUCCUCCACCGAGAAAGGUUCAUUCCAAGUCACAAGAGCAAUCGUUCUUUUUUGAAUGAAUUUUUCUUGUCGUUAUGGUAAUGCAAUGCAAGAGGCCGGAAAUCAGGUUGUUUCUUAUGAUGAAAAGAGCUUUUAUGUUAUGUGAAAUUUUUGAAAACCCUUAAAAGUAGGUAAUGUUAGAAGACGACCGUCGGUAUAUCUUUGAAAGCUCAGACGGAGAUAAAAAAAGGAUUCCUCGAACUUAAGGAACUUUAAUGCAAACCAGAAGGACUGUAGCUGUUGGAUAUUGCUCAGUACUACUAUAACUUAACAACCAAAAAGCUCUGCGUCGAACUUCCUUCGAGUUGGCCACGGGGCAACAGCCUCUGACGCCCCGCACCAUUGCGACAGGAGGGAGCUUGCCCAUCAGCCUACUUUGCCAAGAGGUGGCGGGAGGAUAGCAGAAGCUACCCAACCUACUUAAACAACCUAAAGGCUUAGCCCGGUCUGAAGAAAGAAGAAAGUAGACCCUGUAGAGAAGCGGAUAGAAAAGAUCGCCUAUAGACUCAAGCGACCAGCUCGGUGAAAACUCACCCCGUAUUCCAUGUAAGUCAGUUGACUUCGAUUAGACCAGACCGCCCCAGAAAGGAACGUGCCCACGAGGGCACCACCAGAUGUUGUAGAUGAACCUACUAAAGAAGAAGUUGAGUAUAUCAUAGCUGACCGCACCAUGGGCUAGCCCAUAGACCGACUGCACGAAUGGAAUACUACUUAGUAAAGUAGAAGGGCCAACCUGAGAGCAAGUCAAGCUGGGAACGGGCUGAGACUUACGAUUCCGAAGACCAAGUCAGAGACUACUGGACGUCUCGCAGAGCGACUCUCAACGAGGACGUUGAGACUGUUCGAAAAAAUGCUUUUUUGGCUUAAUUUUACUAAAGAUCAAAGAGUACGCUUGUACUUAAUAAGGAAAAGGGUUUUUUUGAAUCCAAGUUUGACUCUGAUUAGAUGCUUAGCGCAGGCGCUAAGUAAGCAAGCUACCUUAUUGUAAUAAAAACGAGGAAAAUAACGUCAAGGAGAAAGGAACAAGGGGGCCAGAGGCACCGAUCAUUAUAUCUUUUCUUUUUCUCUCUUGUAUGGAAAGAGGGGAUGAUAUGUGGCCUAGUAUACUUUCUCGUUUGGUCAACGAGACGUACGUACGUAAAGUCGACAUAGUCCCAUGUAUAUGUUCUUUGGAGCUAGAAUCUAUCAAUAGAAUCAAAUAAUAAAUAGUGUAGUGAGCCUACGGCAACGAACAUGGCUCAAGAGUGUCUAUACAAAGUCCUUAUCUUCUUCACUCAAAGAACCUUUGAAUGUUGAUAAAGAAUGAAUCUUUUGGUGAGAAGUUAGGAGGAUAAAAGGAAAUGCCACGCUCCGCGUGUCACGAGAUAUGGGGCGUUCUAAUCGAAGGCUCAUACUUUUCGGCCUUAUUACGGUAAGGCCAAUGCACUAGCCGGCCAGUGUGGUGGCGAACACGCUGUGCUGUAAGCUAAGCUGUUCACCUUGUAGACGGAGGAGAUAUAUAAAGUGUGCCGCGCGUGAUUCAUAAGAUUCUAUAAUAGCAUCAGUAGAUUAUUUCACUUAGCCUGCUUCUCCCAUAACUUGGACUUUCUGGACCAACGCGGAUCUGCCCUCGAAAGUCUCUCCGCAUUUUGAGAGCAGAGCAUGCAAAAUAGAGCAAUGGAUCUUAAAAGAAUUCCGCUUUGAAUGGCGCGACUCUUUUCAUUUCUGCGCCGGCAUUUGAGUUAUCUCCUCUUUUCUUUCAAUCGGCACACUCAACGCAGAUAGCUCUGGUGACCUCGGCUUCUGCCUCUAUCAGGCUUUUCAAGACCUACCACGCUUCCCCAAGAGGAAGGAUAUGUAAUCGCUUAAGCGAAGCUUUUGGAUUCGACGGGCCCGUAAUGAGGAUCCUUCCCAAACAAAACCAGGGGAGGCAGCAGCCCCCACCUUCACCGCCACAGCAUGGGGGAGCCGCUCCUUAAUUUCAUCCGAACUAAAAAAAAAAGAAUAACCGGGUCUCUAGAAAAGAGAAUGAAAAGCCCGGGUGAAAGCAAAAAGAAAAAGGUAUGAAGUCGCUAAAGCGAAGAUUUUGGAGAGAAGAAAAGUAGAAAGAGGGAAAGAAGUUUAGUGCUAGUUCUUGCUGAUUUAUUUAUUUAGAUUCUACAUUGGAUAAAGAAUGAAAAAAAGAAUCUAAAUAAAGCUCAGGGGGGCGGGAGGCCCCACUACUUCUUCAUUCAGGGGGGAGGAAUCAAUUUCCACUGGGCGAGAGGUACACCUAACUUACCUACCUACUCAUCAAUCACGGUAUUCAGCUGACUUGCACUGAUAGACCUUUAUUGUAUUAGAAUUAGGCGCUCAUCUUUUUACUGUUGUCAACUAAUCUUUUCAAUGUUCGAUUUUGCUCUAUGUUAGAACAUUUCUGUGAAUGCUAUUCUGAUCUAAGUGGUCUUAUUCUGUGUCCCGUGCUAGGAAGCAUUACUCUUCUUUUCAUUCCAAAUUCAAGAAUACGAUCGAUACGAUUGAUUGGUCUGUGCGCUUCUCUUAUUACUUUUUUGUAUUCUCCUGUUCUUCGGAUACAAUUUGAUCCUUCUACGGCCAAAUCUCAAUUUGUGGAAAGCCUUCGAUGGCUUCCUUAUGAAAACAUCAAUUUUUAUUUGGGUAUAGACGGUAUCUCUUUAUUCUUCGUGAUAUUGACCACAUUUUUGAUCCCUAUUUGCAUUUUAGUGGGUUGGUCUGGUAUGAGAAGUUAUGGGAAAGAGUAUAUUACAGCAUCUCUAAUUUUAGAAUUUCUAAUGAUCGCCGUGUUCUGCAUGCUGGAUCUUCUACUAUUCUAUGUUCUUUUCGAAAGCGUGCCAAUCCCUAUGUUGUGCGGAGCUGAGCAUCUUCUAUUCGCUAGGAUAAAUCCUCUGCAGGGGCCUUGUGCAGUAAACCCCCUACGGGCGGUCGUCCGUCGUCGUAAAGUAGUCUCCGCGAAGCUUUCGGGAAGAGGGGUAGUCUUGUGUGUAAGCAUAGCAUUUCUGGUCGAACCCGCCCAACUUAACUAA
This is a messenger RNA of Spinacia oleracea (spinach), 3566 nucleotides long. Its product is annotated as NADH-ubiquinone oxidoreductase chain 4-like. Gene Ontology annotation, biological process: aerobic respiration; electron transport coupled proton transport; ATP synthesis coupled electron transport. Bases 2928 to 3566 code for a protein of 212 amino acids. The record is from RefSeq and is a predicted model, not a curated record. NCBI's taxonomy places the organism in Eukaryota, Viridiplantae, Streptophyta, Magnoliopsida, Caryophyllales, Amaranthaceae. The transcript has a single exon. Gene Ontology annotation, cellular component: respiratory chain complex I. Gene Ontology annotation, molecular function: NADH dehydrogenase activity; NADH dehydrogenase (ubiquinone) activity; ubiquinone binding.